Calliphora vicina (urban bluebottle blowfly) is the source of this 456-nucleotide messenger RNA. It is a transcript of the gene Polr3K, whose product is annotated as RNA polymerase III subunit K. Lineage: Eukaryota; Metazoa; Arthropoda; Insecta; Diptera; Calliphoridae. Bases 125 to 451 code for a protein of 108 amino acids. Gene Ontology annotation, cellular component: RNA polymerase III complex. The transcript has 2 exons. The record is from RefSeq and is a predicted model, not a curated record. Gene Ontology annotation, biological process: regulation of DNA-templated transcription; termination of RNA polymerase III transcription; DNA-templated transcription. Gene Ontology annotation, molecular function: nucleic acid binding; zinc ion binding.
UACUAAAACGUGCUGGCUGCUGGCUGACUUAAAUUGUGCAUUAUUUGUGUAAUUCAUUCAAUACAUGAAACAGAAUUAAUCAUCUAUUUAUUUUUACAAAAAUCCAAUGUUUUAAACUCGAAAUAUGUUGUUGUUCUGCCCUCAAUGCAGUAACAUAUUAAUGGUAGAACAAGGUACCACUGGUCAACGUUUUUCCUGCAACACUUGUCCCUACAUAUUUAACGUAAACAGAAAAUCAUCAACAAAAACUUUUCCACGUUUGAAGGAAGUAGAUCAUGUUAUGGGCGGAGCUGCUGCCUGGGAGAAUGUAGAUUCAACUGACGCCGAGUGUCCCUCUUGUUCACAUAAGACGGCCUACUUCAUGCAAAUGCAAACACGUUCAGCUGAUGAACCUAUGACAACUUUCUAUAAAUGUGCUAAUCAAUUGUGCGGUCAUAACUGGCGCGAUUAAAUUAU